Molecule: messenger RNA, 2174 nt
Organism: Laetiporus sulphureus 93-53
Lineage: Eukaryota; Fungi; Basidiomycota; Agaricomycetes; Polyporales; Laetiporaceae
Product: cytochrome P450
Exons: 10
Coding region: 114-2123 (669 amino acids)
Molecular function (GO): monooxygenase activity; heme binding; oxidoreductase activity, acting on paired donors, with incorporation or reduction of molecular oxygen
Source: RefSeq, a predicted model, not a curated record
GUCGGGUGUUCACUGGCCUUGGACAUCUGGAGGAGAUAUAACACUCGAAAUUGAUUCCCCACAUACCAUUCCCUCCGGUGCCUGCCCUUCCUUCUGCCCAGAUCAGAAGCACGAUGUUCUAUGUUCUCGCUGUGACAACUCCGCUUCUGCUGCUUGCAGGAGUCACUGCUUAUGUUCUCUCUACCUUCAUUUCACUUUUACUUCGGCAGGGAUUAUCCCCAUUGCGCGACCUUCGAGGACCCGCCUCCCCUUCCUUCUUCACGGGCAACCUGCGCGAAAUGCACGACCAAGAAAAUAAUGAUCUAAUCGCACGUUGGGAAGAACAAUAUGGCAGCACCUUCGUGUAUCGUGGCUUCAUGGGCGGACGCAGACUAAUGACCACAGAUCCCCUUGCUGUUGGACACAUCAUGGGCAGGGGUUAUGAUUAUCCAAAACCAGACUUUGUCAGAGACAAUCUGGCCAGUAUGGCUGUCGGGAAGGAGGGCUUAUUAACGGUAGAAGGCGAAGACCAUCGCAGACAGCGACGAAUUCUUACGCAAGCCUUCACCUCUUCACACAUCAAAACCUUGAGCCCCGUGUUCUGGGCGAAGGCUGUUGAGCUGCGGGGCGUAUUGCUGGACAGCUCAUUCUCCUCUUCCCGGAACGCCGCUCCUGCAGAUCCUUUUGCAGCAGGUUUGUCAUCAAGAGAAAAUGACGUGCAAGGCCUCCGAAGCACGUCUUCCGUAACCAGCUCCUUCCUUCUGAACCCUUUCUCUUCCUUUCUGCCGUCCAAGUCCAUUGCUCGGCACAAAAAGAAAGCCGUGUCCUUGGCCGCAACAGAUCCAGCACCAUACCCCAGACCUCCGCAUUCGGAAGGAUCGUCCUCAUUGCCUGGUCUCCCAGAGGUCGACGUCCUCGCGUGGCUCUCGCGCGCAACCCUGGAUGUCAUAGGCGAGGCAGGCUUUGGGUAUCAUUUCAACUCUGUCGCAACCGCAGCUAGAGGGACCAGAGACGAGAGCGAGCUCGCCAGAGCUUUCGGGAUUAUCUUCGAUUCUGCACGAAAGUUCAGGACGUUGACGAUUUUGCAAGCAUGGUUCCCUGUUCUGUCCAAAUUCCGCAGGAACAGUGCCGUCGAGAGGGAAGCGCGAAAUGUCAUGCACAGCAUAGGCCGCUCCCUCAUCUCAGAGCGUCAAGCAGCCAUCCUGGCAGAGCAAGCUGGAGAACCGCGUAGCGAUUCCCAGUCGAUUAAAAUAGAAGACGAUGGAAGAGAUCUGCUCACAGUCCUAAUCCGGUCCAAUAUGUCAUCUGUCCCAGCCCAACGACUCACACCUACAGAGACCCUAUGCCAAAUAUCCACUUUCCUGUCCGCAGGCCAUGAAACCAUCUCCUGUGCAUUGGCAUGGGCCCUAUACGCCCUUGCGCGCGCUCCGAGCGUUCAAGGGAAAUUGCGGGAUGAAUUGCGUGCUAUUCCCUUCGACCUAGAGUACUUCAAUCCGUCCUCUACACUACCUCGUAGUCUCUUUGACGACAUUCUAAACCAACCCUACCUGGAUUACGUCGUACGCGAGUCGCUGCGUCUGCACGCGCCGGUCACGGCUACAAUGCGCGUAGCGGGUAUAGACGAUAUGGUUCCGGUAUCGCGACCGUUCGUCGACCGCCACGGCCGGGAAUGCACGGUCAUACGCAUAAAGAAAGGGGACAUUAUUACAAUUCCCUUUCAAGCAAUGAACAAGGACAGAGAUGUUUGGGGAGAAGACGCGUACGAGUUCCGUCCCGAACGCUGGGAGAGUCUGUCCACGGAUGAGAAUGGAGAAUGUGAAGAUGAGCCAAAGCAGAAUAGAGCGCAGAGGAGAGCAAGAGGCCCCGGACUCUGGGGAGGUAUGAUGACUUUCGGAAACAGUAACCCCACCAAUGGGAACAGAGCGUGUAUCGGCUACCGCUUUGCAAUCAACGAGAUGAAAAUAUUCUUGUUCGCCCUAAUUCACGAUAUCGAGUUUUCGCUCGACCCAUCCAUUGAGAUUGAAAAGAAAAUCAACGUUGUUACUCGGCCCUCCGUCAAGUCGGAGCCAGACAUGGGGAACCAGAUGCCAUUGCGGAUACGCAGAGUCCCUGAACAUGAAGAGUUCAUACAUACUGCAGCGUGAUCAAUCUAACCAGCGAUACGUCUCGCUGGCAAUACGCGUAGCCUUACGGCU